Messenger RNA from Cuscuta epithymum, 1121 nucleotides. NCBI's taxonomy places the organism in Eukaryota, Viridiplantae, Streptophyta, Magnoliopsida, Solanales, Convolvulaceae. The record is from the annotation of a GenBank genome assembly.
AUGACCCUUUUUAUCUCAGUUUAGCGAACAAAAUAUCAGAGUAAUACUUUGAGGUCCUCGUCAUAUAGCCGCCGGUGCUAGUCAACAGUCGCCGGGUUUUGGAAAAUGAGCACGAGCCUUAUGGUCGCAGAUUCCAUCUGGAAUGACAUUGAGUCAACUCGGUCAGUGACUGAUGACCAUCUCUCCACGUCGAUUGCAUUUUAUUUUUGGGAAAAAUUUCGAGCGUGCAGCGAGGGUAGUGGAUCAAAGAGGAGUCAAACGAAUCUGCGGUCAACCCAGCGGGCGUUCCAUUUUUCAGGUCAUUGGAGAGUCAAGGAAGAAGGAGGAGUAUUUGUGCUUCCCAGAGCAUUAUUGUGCUUGCUAUUCUUUCUUUUACGACGUUGUGAACAGAGGGGAACAACUCUGUGUGAGAAUUCAUUGAACUAAAGACUUUGGUCCACCUGCCCCCUUCUCAAUUUGUUUUCUGAACAGUUAAUAGACUGCAGUGUAAGCAUCAGAUUGCUGCAAGACUUGCAAAUUCGCUAGGAGCAUGCAUUGAUGUUAUGGUGUCUGAUGAAGAGCUGGCUGUGUUGCUAUCCGAACUUUAAUGGAUUGGUCCACUUAUUAUCUUUUUCAGGAUAUAUGCCAAUCACAGGGAUUUUGCAGAUAUUGAUGCCUUGGAACAUGUAAAUAAUCAGCUUUGCCCAAAACUAAGGUUUGGAUGGAUGGUUUUGGAGGGGUUUAGAGAGGAAUAUUUUGAUUUUUUUAGUUUAUAUCUUGUUAUACAUUCGAUAUUUGAUGUUUCAUACAAAUGAAAGAUUAACAUAAUAUUUCAUCAUAUAACAUUUGGAUCACCUUUUAUCUGUUUUUAGAAACAUACUACGUACUACUUCAGGCUCUCUAAAUAUAUCUGUAUCAUGAUAAAUAAUACUACGUAGUACGUAGUACGUUUCUAAAAACAUCAUGAUAUGGACUUGGCUCUCUAAAGUCUUUCCAUCCUAACAGACCUCAAGGAUUUGUAGCAGUGCCACACCUCUUACUUAUUAGUUCAGGCAACAAUGUACAGUCAAUAGUAAGAAUAAUCCAUUCCUCGUUAUAAGGAUGAUGAAAGCAGCCGAAAUACCAUUUUAUAAACCUACAAG